Closterium sp. Naga37s-1 is the source of this 2184-nucleotide messenger RNA. NCBI's taxonomy places the organism in Eukaryota, Viridiplantae, Streptophyta, Zygnematophyceae, Desmidiales, Closteriaceae. The record is from the annotation of a GenBank genome assembly.
AUGUGGCACGAGGCGCGGCGGUCGGAGAAGCGCGUGCACGAGAUGAUGGACGCGGCGAAGAAGCGCGCCGAGCGGCGCGCGGAUCAGCGGUCUCGGCGCGCGGGGGACCCGACGCAGCUGCUGCGCGUGGCGGGCACCAAGCUCCGCCUGGCGCACGACUCCGCCGUCUACCAGUCCGCGCAGGACCUCUCCGGCCUGUCUGCUCUGCCCCGCGCAUAUUCCCGUCACGUGUUCCCUAUCCUAAUGCCCCUCUUUUUUCUUGCCCUCCUGCUCCCCUCCCUUUUGUUUCUUUCCUCUGCACCUCGCUUUUCGCUGCACCGCGCUUUGCUGUUUCUCGCUGCUCCUCGCUCCUUUCGCUGUGCGCCAUGCCCCGUGCUCCUCUCGUCUUUCUCUGGUCUGCUGGUCUGCGCGUUUUCUUCCGUCCACCCCGCUCGACCGCGCUGCAGCAUCCCGUGGAACAACAGAGAAGACACGCUCAUAGACAGGUACGACGGCCGUGCGAUGCUGGAUUUUAUUCGGGAAUACGAUCCGCACAGGCACGGGUUGAGGGAGAUGACAGAGCAGCAAGAGGAGGAGGAGGAGGCGUGUAACUUUGAGCGGUAUCGGGAUCUUGUGCGAUUGGGCUGGCAUGCAAAGACUGAGGAGGAGGGGUUGCAGCAGGUGGAGAAAGAGAUGGAGGCGCGAGCCCACGCUCAGCUCAAAGCCAACAGGCCAAAACUGCCUGCUGCUGCAGCAGCAUCCGCAGUAACACCAGCAGCAGGCAAGGGGGCUUAUGCUAACAUGCCGUUUUCUUAUGGAAGCAGUGACACUAACGCAGGUGACUGUAACGAGGAUGAGGAAGAGGAGGAUGAGGAGGACGAGGAGGAGGAGGGGGAGGGGGAUGGGGGGGAGGGGGGAGACGUGGAGGAAUACGGGUGGAUGUCUCCUGGUGGGCGGCAGCGUUUGGCAGAUAUGGCGGAGCGGUACGGCAUAGAGGAGUACGGGCGGCACAUGGAUUUGGCAGUAUCUGCCAAGGAGAAAGAGAAGAGGCUGCGACAGAUGACAGGCAAUGAUUCGCGCCCUUCACGCAAGGAGAGGAAGAAGCUUGCUCGGCAGGGGAAGGGUGCGGGAGCACAGGGGAAGGGGGGACCUAGCCCUGUUUCCCUCUCAUCUCCUCUUUCAUCAACCCUCUGUUCUCUUCUGCCAUCUCUGCUUCCCCACCAGCGUCCCUCACGCAAGGAGAGGAAGAAGCUUGCUCGGCAGGGGAAGGGUGCGGGAGCACAGGGGAAGGGGGGACCUAGCCCUGUUUCCCUCUCAUCUCCUCUUUCAUCAACCCUCUGUUCUCUUCUGCCAUCUCUGCUUCCCCACCAGCGUCCCUCACGCAAGGAGAGGAAGAAGCUUGCUCGGCAGGGGAAGGAAGGGGGAGGGCAGGGGAAGAAGCAGCAGGGGAAGGGGGAGGCUUGGAAGCAGCAGGGGUUGGUGGGGGUUGGGGGGCACACAGAUGGGCAGAGGGGGCACGAUGACAGAGGGAGGGACAGGGAGAGAGAAAGAGGUUGGGAUAGGGAUAGGGAUAGGAGAAGGGAAGGGGACAGGUGGGACAGGGAUUUAGACAGAGGCAGGGACAGGGAUAGGGACAGGGAUAGGGAUAGGGAGCUGGAGAGGGGUAGGGAAAGGGAUAGGGGCAGAGGGGAAGACGCAGGGGGGAGGGGGUCAAGAGGGGUUGGGGAGAAGGAGGGCGGGAUAGAGUUUAUCACCCAGUUUGGCGGGGGUGUGGGUGAGGAUGAGGGCUUUGGCAGGGAGAAGGAGAGGAGGGGAGGUGAGGAGGAGAGGAGGAGAGGGUACGGUGGAGAGCGGUUCGAGAGGGGUUUGAGUGGGGAUGUUUCGAUUGGCUCCCCAUCGCCUGCCUCUUCCAAGCAGUCGCCAGCUCUCAGCCGUCGCUUGCUUGCGCCAUCCUCACUGCCUCGAGUGGCAGGGGCAGCAGGCAAGGGAGCAGAGGGAGGGGCGAAGGAGACCCCGCAGGAGAGGCUGAAGCGGCUGAUGGCGAAGCAGCUGAACAAACACAUCAAGAAGGAUACAGCAGCAGAGAAAGCGAAGAAGGAGGAGCAGGAGAGGUUGAAGAGAGCUAAGCUGGAAGAGACUCGGCGUGCUGCUGCUAGGCAACUGAAUGAAGCAUACCGCCUCGCCUCCUUUUUGAGGCACAUUUAA